AAGUCUGAGCAUGCUCAGUAAGUUUAGGAAGCAAAACCCGAACUGACUUGACUCAGCCCAUGAUCACGCCCGCGUGUUCAACUGCCCCAGCAGGCCCCGGUCCAGACGCCAACGGCCUUGUGUGCGGGAGUGGCCGCUAGGCGGAGCGCUGCUGCUGCUCCCCCACACCUUCCCCAGGCUGCAGGGCCGCGCCCCCGCCUCCGACGGGUGAGUAAGCGGGGCAGCCCCCAGAGCACCUGCCUCCCCCCUUCGCUCCCCGGGGCCCCUGCUCGCCGCGCCGCUGGUUGGUGCCGGGGGGCGGUGGCUCCGACCCAGCCCCUGCGCGCUCCUUUGGCGGGCCGUGCCCGGGGGAGUGACAGGCCGCCGCCCCGGCCGGACCCGCGCCAGGACGUGCCUGUGCUGGGAGCCCGGGGCCUGCCGCGCCCGUCGCCGCCGGAGCUCAGCUCCACCAGCGUCAGGUGCCCGCCGGACGCGGCCUGCUGGGUUUACAGCCCCACGUUGCUGGGGUUUGUUUUUGUUCUGCGAUUGCAAGCUGGAAACCUGUUGUUUGGACGCUGAACUAUGACAUCAUGGCAAGAUUUCACAGAAGAACAUGCAUUAUUUUGUUGCUUUUUAUUUUAUUCAUUUGCUCCAUGAUGAUGGCUUUGAAGACUCUGAGACCUGACAGAGCUGGUUUUGGGGAUCCAUUUGGACUUGGUCUCUUACCAGAACUUCAACAACGGACAACGCUCUUAGAAAAUAAACACAGUUCCCUAACUGCUGCCAAUGGUGAUAGUGUAACACACACCAAUAAUUUGCACAGUAUUGCAUUGAAUAGCAUUAAAACAUCUAUGGCCUCUGUAAGAAAGUUGGAAGAGGAAUUGCCUUCCCCUAAUUAUAACUUUCAUGUGUUCUACUACAGCUGGUUUGGGAAUCCACAAUAUGAUGGUAAAUAUAUUCACUGGAACCAUCCACUGGUGCCACAUUGGGAUUCCAAAAUUGCAAACAAUUACCCAAAGGGAAGACACAAUCCUCCAGAUGAUAUUGCGUCCAGUUUUUACCCUGAACUUGGAACAUACAGCUCUAAAGACCCUUCUGUCAUAGAAGCCCACAUGCAACAAAUGCGUUCAGCCUCUGUUGGUGUCAUAGCCCUUUCUUGGUACCCACCUGGUAUGGCUGAUGAAAAUGGGGAACCUGCUGAAGAUUUGGUGCCUGUUAUUUUGAAUAAUGCACAUAAAUACAAUCUAAAGGUCACUUUUCAUAUUGAGCCAUAUAAAGAUCGCGAUGAUCGUAGUAUGUACAGCAAUGUGAAGUACAUUGUAGACAAAUAUGGAGGCCAUCCAGCUUUUUACCGGCAUAAGACCAGCACAGGCAGAACUCUCCCCAUGUUUUAUGUUUAUGAUUCUUAUGUAACAAUCCCUGAAAUAUGGGCAAAUCUAUUAACUGUUUCUGGAUCCCAGAGCAUUCGCAAUACACCGUAUGAUGGAUUAUUUAUUGCACUUCUAGUGGAAGAAAAACAUAAGCAUGAAAUCCACAGAAGUGGUUUUGAUGGAAUUUAUACAUACUUUGCCACCAAUGGUUUUUCUUAUGGCUCAUCUCAUCACAAUUGGCCAAGUCUAAAAGCCUUUUGUGACAGCAGCAACUUAAUGUUCAUUCCAAGUGUGGGACCAGGAUACAUUGACACCAACAUCCGACCAUGGAAUAACCACAACACCCGCAACCGUGUUAAUGGGAAGUAUUAUGAGACUGCAUUCAGUGCAGCACUUUUGGUGCGACCAGAAAUUAUUUCCAUCACCUCUUUCAAUGAAUGGCAUGAAGGGACUCAAAUUGAAAAAGCUGUUCCCAAGAAAACUGGACAGGUAACUUACCUGGAUUACAAGCCUCAUAAACCAACUAUGUAUCUGGAGCUCACUCGCAAGUGGUCUGAGAAAUACAGUAAGGAAAAAGAACAAUGGCUUAUGUGAGGUGCUGCCUCCCUUGUUUGUCAAUACAUUCAGUCCAUCUCAGAGUUGGAAAUGACACUGGGAAUUCUAAUUCAGCCAAUCAAGAUGUCUUUUAUUAUGAAUAUACUUUAAAAAAAAAAUAACCUUUGAAUGUAGUAUGCACUAUUACUGUACCUUUAGAAUUAACUUUGACUCCUUUUAGGGGAUAAAACAAUAGUGAGCAAUAUUGGCAUCUCUAGCCUAUUGUAAUUGGAGAAUAUUUUGUGAAAUGCUAGAUGCUUUUUAUUCAUAAUCUGUAUGUAAAGCUUACAGAAACUCUAUCUGGAAUAAUUCAGAGGUGACUCAAGUAGAGUGAGACAGAAUUUAGAAUAUUUACAUUUAUUACUUUUAGCUAUAUAGCUGUGUUUCAGAGUUGAAUACUCCUGUGAUUAGAAUUUUGUCUCAAUAGUUCCUCAGAGGAUAAAUAUUUGUGGUGCAUGAAAUAACACACCAAUUGUUAUAUCAUUUGUACACCUUGUAGCAGGCGGAGAGUUUACUUUAACAUUUGACUUGUCUGUGGUACAAACACCAAGAAUAGCGUGAAAUUGUUCUGAAAUUUAGAGCUUUUAAAGCUUUUGGUUUCAAAAAUUGAUGAAAGGUUAUUUAACUCCAGAUUAAUCUUGUAUUUGGAUUUUGCAUUCUGUAUUUUUUGUAACUAUGGAGUGUCAGCAAAAUGCAUUGAGAUCGUCUAACUAGAUUAAAAUUAAAGAAGGAAUAAUAGUAACUAAAAUGAGGGCGGAAAGUAUAUAAGCAAAGGAAUUGCUCAAAAUAAGAAAAAUCUGUUUCUUAAACGAGAUUUUCUUUAAUGUUUACCAGGGAUAGACUUUUUUUUUAUUACUUAUCCAGACCUAGAUCCAGUGUUUGGAAAAAGUUGAAAAGGUUACGAGUCACAUAAAUAUUUUUCUAGUCCUACAAUUGAUUUAUUUUCUACAGCAGUCUUUGUUGCAUGAUUUUAGUAGCACAUAGUCUUCAGCCACUAGAAUGAAUUUGUCUGUUACCAUUUGAAAUCUUAAUUUUGAAGUUUUCAGACAGUUCGUUGAUUUCCUGCAGUACUAAAGAUAGCAGCUACCAAAAUCAUGUCAGAAUUCAGGUGAGGAGAAAAUAAAGCAAGAUAGUAAUUGAGUGAUGUUCUUAUUACAUUUCAUAACGUGCCAUUGCUAAAAAUGAGUGCUUAAUACUGUUUGAAAGCUGAGAUUCUCAGGUUUCAAAUGUUAAAAAUCAUUCAUUUGUAGUCCUGGUUGUUUCUGAGACACCACUCAACAACGGUCACUUUCUAGCAAUGCUUUUUUGGCACUUACCCAGAACUGAAUAGAGCAAAUCCCCAAACUUGGACCACUAUGGGUUUGACUAUUUGGUUUAAUAGUUGUGGUGAAUUUGAGAGUACUUUGGCAACUAUUUAAUCUGUAGCAUAGUAUAAUUGCUUUUUUUAUUUUAUUUAUUUUUACUUGCUUUAGGCCCUGAUCCUGCAUUGUGAUUCACCUGUAAACUGCCCAUUGGAGUCCCAUUGACUUAAUAGAGUUUUGUGCAGGCAUAGUAAUCUGCCCAUGCAGUCGCAAUGCAGGAUUGAAAAAGUGAAACUGUUUGUUUUUUUUUCUGAAACAUGUUUAAAUCUUAAUGACAUGGUAUUGCUGAUAUUUGUUAGUGACCUCUUAAUGUGAAAGAAGGACGGGUUUCUCUGAAACUUGUCUCCGUAGCUUAAAGACAGUUUUCACCAAAUUUAUGCAGGGAAACUGUCUGAAAUUCUUUAACUGUUUUAUACAUCCAGGAUGGCAAAUUGUAUGUAAGGUUUCUCUUCAGAUUAGUUAAAUGGUUCUAUUAGUAAGCCCCCAAACAUCAUAGGCAUGGAAAUUCCAACUUAUUUUUAACUAUCAUAGGGCUAGUAUACUAAGAUGAACAUAUAGGACCAUAUUCUCAACUACAGCCAAGGACUGUGGGGUGUAGCUUCAAAAGGGGCUGCAGAGGAGCCAUUUGUGGUUCCCAGUGGUGGGAUCAGAUCUGCUCUUGUUGGGUCCCUAAUGUAGUUUAGAGCAGCCUCAAGAGUGUGUGUGUGUGUGUGUGUGUACGUAAAUAAAAGGAGGCGGGGGGGGGGAGAAAAUAGAGCAUUGCCCUGCAUCUUGUGUAGUCACUUAUACCAGGGCAGAGUGAGUGUAAAAUUCUACUAAAUCAUAACAAAUACCCUGGUGUGACUACACAAAAUACAGAAUAGAGAGAAUCUGAACCAAAGUGUGGUAAGUAAUCAUCUUGGAUCCUAUCCUGCGUUCCAUGCAUACCCAUUGCAGAUAAAUGCAGGAUUGUUUCCCUUUUGUGUAUUGAGAAGUGAGGAGUACUUUGGUGCCUUCAACAUGCCUGAGAAAUGCCUAUCUCUUGUCUACACUAGGAGCACUACAGCAAUGGAGCUGUGCCACUGCAGUGCGUCUGGUGAUGAUGCUCUAUGCUGACGGGAGAGAGCUCUCCUCUCAGCAUAAGAAAACCACUUCGGCAAGAAGGUCUCCUGCCAACAUAGCGCUGUCCACACAGCGCUUAUGUCAUUGUAACUUAUAUCACUCAGAGGGUUGGUUUAUUUGCACACCUGAGCGACAGAAGUUAUGCCAACAUAAACUGUAGUGUAGACAUAGCCUAAUAUGUAGUCUGGGAUGUUACAGUGCACCUUCAAUGCUGUUGUUUUCUGUUAAAUGGUAUCUUCUAAAUAUUUUGCACUUUCAGACUUCAUUUCUAAGGAUCUCAAAAUGCUUUUUCAAAGUAGGUAAGUAAUAUUUUUAUUUUUCAGAUGGAUAAACUGAGCUAUAGAUGAUUUAGUGACUUACCAGAGUCACACAGUGAAUCAGUGACAGUGCAGGACAUAGAGCAGGUAUUGAUCCCCAUUCUAACCACUCCCACACAGCCUCUUAAGGAAACUAAUGUAUGCACUUUUAGUAUCAGUUCCUUAAAUAACUAUACCUAUUUAUUUAUUUGUUUUUAAAUUUGUUACUUUUUCUUUAUUUACAAGCCUGGGAGUGCACAAUUCCUUCAGUUAUUUCCUCAUUUCUAGCUUUCCCUCUCUCAGCAACUUAAAGGGAUGCUCAUUCUUCCUCCUACGUGAACUGGGAAAGGCUAGGUGUAGGUAAUUGUUUGCCAUAGUAUUCAUAAUAGAUAAUACUGCAUUAAUGGUAAUUAGGCAAAAAUAAAAACUAUAAAUGAUUAUUAAAGGCAAUCACUCGCUAUUAUACCUGUGCUCUAUAGCAAUGCUUAAAAUCACUGGUGACAUACUACUGAGCAAUCAUGACUGGGGAAAGUAGUGAUGACAAUACGCAGGAAAUGCUCUCCAAGGCCAAGCAGCAAUGUUUCUAAGGCCAGAUAAUUCACUUAUAAAAGUGUGGGAAGGCCCUAUUAAUUCAAUUGUAGACUUCAGUUUCUGGCAGGCCCAAAUAAGUUUUCGAAAUAUUUAUUUAUUUCCAUGGACUAUAUCUAAACUGAAGCGUAGUCCAUCCCCCGUACUCUCAGAACCCUUGUCUAUAUUGCACAGAUUUGAAAAAGCUGCUUUGCCUUUUUUUCCAAGUAAAAGAGCAUGUCCAUCUAUUUUGCACAUACUGUUAACCCCUUAUGGCUGUCCUCUUGUGAAUGCACAGCUUCUAUCUUGGAUCAGCUUUAUUUGUAGAAUUCAGUUUGUCUUGUGGUGCCAAUAUUCUGUCACAGACUUAAGAAGCUUUUGGAACAGAAGAGUCCUUAGUAAGUGUCUUUCACCAUGAAAUUCUGUACACACUGUGUACGUAGUAUAUACUUGCAUAUUACAUACAUUUUGAUAGUCUUUUGCAUGGGUUUUUCAGGUGCCCUUUAUAAUGUUUUACAGGAAAAUAUAUUGUACGUAGAGUUUUUGUUGCUGGUGGUAGGAAAUAGAGAUUAGUUCAACACAUUUUUAUGCACUUGGACAAGUAAAUUAAUUUUUGGUGGUCUUAAGUUUUUGCAAAACUUAUGUACUUAAUAAAGGAGAGACAUAAUUUGAUUUAAAAAAAUCCUACAUAUAUUCUAUUUAAGAUAAGGUAGAAAUCUCUGGCAAACUGUUCUAGAUACUGUAAGUAUUAGCUGCAAAGAAGUUCUAACUUUCUACUAUAAUCUAUAUUAAACAAUUCAGUAAACGCUCACAAUCUUUUAUUCCUUUCUUUUUGUGAACCUCCUCAAACUAUUGUCAUAGUCUGUUACUUCUGUCCAGAUUUAAAUCUUAAGCCUGUUUUUAAAGUAACUUUAUUUCUAAGAAUUCCUGUAUAGUUCCAAUGUAACCAACUUGUUACAAUAUUUUGUAAGAGAAUGUCCUUAUUAUAUGUAUUUUAUAAACAAAGCAUGAAUUUUACAAAAUGUGUGUAUGAUUUUUGUUAUGGAUAUUAAUAUUUUGUUGUGUGCAAUGGACAGAGUUUAAAUUAGUUACACUUCAGGUGUUUUGUUUUCCUAUCUGGCUGUAGAAAUGUAUUACUAAUGUGGCCUGAUUCUGUCACCCUGUCAGGGUACUACUCAAUGUAUGAGAUUUGUGGCGUAAUCUAGCUCAUAGCAAAUCAUUUGAGUACACAGUGUUUUCAUUUAUAAUCAUGUUUACAAAAAACUAGUUGCUUAAAUGUUAAUGAACAAUAACUGUGCACCCAAAAUGCCAUAGAGUGUAGGAUAGUAGCAAUCUCUAAGCAGUAACAGUUUAGAAAGUGAAUUUUCUAUCACUUUUGACCUUAGAAUUGAGGUAUCUUAUGUGAGCCAAUGCAAUAUCUAACAUGGCAUAUUGGUUCUUUCUAUGAACUGUCUGCUGCUCUAAUCUGUAUGUAAAGGAGAUUGGUUCACCAAAAUUUGCCCUGUGCUAAUCAGUUUCUGCUUUGUGAGCCAGUGCGAUGUCUAAUGAAAGACCAAAAAAAAGUGAAUAGUGAUGCAGAACUUCUCAUAGUACAAAACCAUGAAAAAUAUUGGGUCUGAUUCUUAUGUUUUUAAAUAGGCAAAACUUCCACUGAAGUUGCAUAUAAUCCAGUAACAGGCUUUCUCGAUAGUGCACAACUCAUAAAAAUACUCAGAUGCCUUUGAAAAAAUUACACAGGCGGUACUGCUAUGUUUAACCAAAAGAUGAAAAAUGUAGGAUUUAGGUUUGCAUUUUAAAGUGUAAAAGGAGGAGACUCGUAUGCAUAUAUAUAUAAAUCUAAAGAAAAGCAUAAUAGCGGUAAUCGCCCAGUCUUAAGGCAGAAAUGGUUUAUGCCUGUUUUGCCUUUGGGAGAAAACUGGGAUCAGGCCCAAAAUCUGGAUGUUAGACUCUCAAGAUGCAUUGUCCUAUUCCAGUUGAAAAGCAACCAAAAUAUAAAUGCACCACUUGCAUUAGUUAUUGAGUGGAAAUCUACCUGUAAAUAACCCAUGCUUGGCAAAUAUCCUGUUCAGAUAUUUAUAGUAUAUUUUACUACUCGCUAUAGUGAAAUAGAUGUAUUCUAGUAAGAAACUACUGGGUUAGAAAUGUAAUAUACGCAUUCAUUACUACAUGUUUCUAGAUAUAGUCUAAGGUAUUUUGAAGCCUAGAAUAGUUUCAUUCUUUUUGCACUUCAAUUUGUUGGCCACUAAAAUUUCAGUGACUUACCACUACUGUUAAUGUAGAAUGUUUUGCUGUGCACAGUGUUUAAUUUACUAUAGUAUAAAGAAAUGCAAUGCAUGUCUCAGGAAAUCCAAAAUUGAAUCAAAUACAAAAUGUGCUUGAAAUUUUAAAAUUAUAUUAAGUACCUUGUUAUGUAAUUGUCACUCUGAGAGGAGACUGUAAAUGAUUUCUGGCUGUUUUGGUAAAUCUCUAUUACCAUAUUUUCAGUAAAUUACACAAAAUGUAUUAAGAACUGAUAAAAUAAAAUGAAAUUUUAAUUGCUAUCAGCCUCCUCUACUGAAUGUGGGAUGCAUGUUCAAUAAAUCUUUUUCCUGGGAAA
Molecule: messenger RNA, 7864 nt
Organism: Chelonia mydas (Green sea turtle)
Lineage: Eukaryota; Metazoa; Chordata; Testudines; Cheloniidae
Gene: MANEA
Product: mannosidase endo-alpha
Exons: 5
Coding region: 570-1943 (457 amino acids)
Cellular component (GO): Golgi apparatus
Molecular function (GO): alpha-mannosidase activity
Source: RefSeq, a predicted model, not a curated record